AUGGAAGUCCAUGUGGAAAGUGCAAAUCCUGACAUGUUACCCAAGUCCUGUUAUGUGAGUGUGCGCGUGGGUGAAGUGCUCAAGCAAGGCAGAUACGAACCUCAGAGAGCCUAUACUUUCCCAGCAAUCGAUCGCCGGCGCGACGUGCGCAUCGACGUCUACCAGCACGUGGGUAGUUGCAUCCUGUCGGCCGAGCCGGACAGCGCUUCCAUUCACGAUGUCUUUGCCACCAGCACCCACCCGGAUUUCCCGGCCAUGAAGUUCAAGGUGAGUAUGUCCACGCGGUCCGAGGAGGUUCAAAAGUCCAAGACCGAUAGGGCUGCCAAGAUGAAAGGGAGAGCCAAGGAGUAUCUGGGAAAGCAUCGAAUCGAAGAAAAGCUUUCCGAAGCAGUCAAGGCCUUGCUGAAGGAGCAGCCUGCUGAUGCUGUCGACUUCGUUUGCAAAUACUUGGCAGGCACAAAGAAAGACUCGGAGAAGGAGAAGCAGCUCCCACCCUUGGCCUCCGGCAGCACCAAGGCCGCCUCCCGGCCCCUGCAGAAGGACAAGGAGCCGGAAAAGGUCGGCGAGGAAUCCUUUGUCACCAUCGACGGGACAGGGCCACCAGCCGCAAGCGAAGCUGAGGACCCACGAAACGGCGACUUGCCAGCAGUGCGAUCGCAAGUUUGCCAGCUCCUCGUCGAGGCCGCGGAAAAUGGGCAGCUGGAGUCGGCUCUGAGGGACGCAAAGACCGACCCGCAGGAGGCAGCAGCUAUGAAUGGAGUCCGAAUGAAGACAGCGAACCUUCUCAUGCAGGCGGCAGACAAUGGCGACCUGGAAGAGGCCAUACGUCAGAUCCAGGAAGGACCUCAGAACGAUCAAGUCCGUCUCAAGGUGGCCAACUUGCUUAUGACGGCUUCAGAAAACGGAGACCUGCACAAGGCUCUCACGGAGAUAAAGGAAAACAAAACUGGCGACAAGAACAUGAGUAAGGACGAGGCGCGUGAAAGAGCCGCCGGCUUGCUCAUCGAGGCUGCAGAGAACGGGACGUUGGAGCAGGCGUUGGCCGAGCUCAAGACCCGGACAGCCGACGAGCUCACCACGAGGGUUGCCAAGGCCCUUUUCGAUGCCAUGCAGAACGGAGAGCUGGAGAAGGCCAUGGCAGCAAUGCCGACGGACACGGCUCUGACCGAGCCUGUGCCUGAAAAUUCAUCUCAGCCCGCCGCAGAGGCGGAGACCCCGGCCGCUUCGGACCCAACUCCAGCCGAUCCAGCUGCGGCUGAGCCGGAAAAGCCAUCCCAGCCCACCAAGGAGCUUGAGGGAAAGGCCGAAGUCGUAGAAGAAACCAACGCCUCCGGGAACGCAGCGUAG
Symbiodinium sp. CCMP2456 is the source of this 1347-nucleotide messenger RNA. The record is from the annotation of a GenBank genome assembly. Lineage: Eukaryota; Dinophyceae; Suessiales; Symbiodiniaceae.